AUGGCGAACGGAUGCGAGAUUUGCUGUGAAAUAAUGAUCGCCAUUUUCAUCCCUCCACUCGGGGUUUGUCUAAGGCAUGGCUGCUGCACUACGGAGUUCAUGAUAUGUCUGAUCCUAACGCUUCUGGGAUACAUACCGGGCAUCAUCUACGCACUCUAUGCAAUCGUCUACGUUGAUCGUGAUCAAUUCUUCGACGAGUACCGUCGUCCACUCUUCUACGCUCACUCGCCUUGA
Thlaspi arvense is the source of this 234-nucleotide messenger RNA. The record is from the annotation of a GenBank genome assembly. Lineage: Eukaryota; Viridiplantae; Streptophyta; Magnoliopsida; Brassicales; Brassicaceae.